Molecule: messenger RNA, 1206 nt
Organism: Dichomitus squalens LYAD-421 SS1
Lineage: Eukaryota; Fungi; Basidiomycota; Agaricomycetes; Polyporales; Polyporaceae
Exons: 2
Coding region: 1-1206 (401 amino acids)
Source: RefSeq, a predicted model, not a curated record
AUGCCCGGGCGACACUACUCCAAGUUCAUCCCCCCCAGCCUCACCAUGAGCGAGCUCGUGUGCCAGAAGCUCGACAACGACGCGACGGACAUGCUCAUCGACAAAUGGCUCGAGCGCCCCCACCGCCCCGACUCCUACCACGACUGGUUCCACCGCGUCCGCGAGCGCAAGCACCACGCCAACGCCAACGCCCACCUCGCCCGCCGCGACCAGGCCCUGCUCUGGAACAAGGGCGUCUUCGUCCCCGAGAACAUCUUUACCCGCACGGUCGACACCGGCCGGCUGAUCCCCCUCGACCGCACGUGGGUCACACACGUCUACCACCACCGCUCGAUGAAGCGGCUCACUAUGAUGCCGGUCAUUUUCAGUAUGGUGAGCGCCCUCCAUUCGCGCGUGCGCGCGAGCGAACGCGAGCUCAUGGUUCCACAGCUCCCGGAACUUAUGCUCCUCCGCGGCAUGCACGACCGCGGCUGCGACGAUAUCUAUGUCAUCGUGACCGAUCUCAAGCGCAAGGAGAUGGACCAAGUGAGCGAGUACUUCAAGUACGUCUGCCAGAACACCGCGGGAGGAUACUGCAAACCGAGCGUGGAGCACAAAAUCAAUCAUGACUACAUACUACUCAACAACGCGCUCGACCGCCGCACGCCCUGCUUCCCCCAAAUCGACCUCACCUUUCGCGCCAUCCUGCACGAGAAACGCCCCCCGUUCAUCAUCCUCUUCUCGCACCAGACCAUGUCCUACUCCCAGAUCCUCUUCGCCCACCCGUCCUUCGUGCCUUCGAAGGACAUGUACCACGACUUCCCCUCUGGGUGCCCAAACCCCGGCUGCACGGACAACUGCUGCGAGCUCAUCCGCUUCCCCAAGCAGGGGCCCGAGCACGCGGCGGUGCUCGCGAGCCGCGGGCGUCGGAAGAAGAUCCGGUACCGGUACGGGCGCAGGGCGCGGGCGAAGGAGAUGUGCAACUGGAUCGAGUGCGAGACGUGCUUCGCGGACGACGCGGGCGCCGGGACCGCCGCGUCCGCAUCCGACGGGAGCACCGAGGGGGAGGGCAGCGUGGCGGGCAGCGAGGCGAGCGAGGAGCGGGAGCGCGCGGGCGCGGGGCUCGUGUGCAGCCGGUGUAAGCUCGUCAAGUACUGCUCGGCGGAGCACCAGCGGCUGGACUGGGAGGAGCACCGGCGCGUCUGCGUGAAGCCGGUGUCGGAGUGA